This is a messenger RNA of Elephantulus edwardii (Cape elephant shrew), 807 nucleotides long. RefSeq names its product protein phosphatase 1, regulatory subunit 3D (gene PPP1R3D). Gene Ontology annotation, cellular component: protein phosphatase type 1 complex. Lineage: Eukaryota; Metazoa; Chordata; Mammalia; Macroscelidea; Macroscelididae. The record is from RefSeq and is a predicted model, not a curated record. The coding region runs from base 1 to 807 and encodes 268 amino acids. Gene Ontology annotation, biological process: regulation of glycogen biosynthetic process. The transcript is spliced from 3 exons. Gene Ontology annotation, molecular function: protein phosphatase 1 binding; glycogen binding.
AUGUCGGGAGCAGCGGCGGGCGUCCAGCCCCCGCAGACGCACAAACAGGGUUCAGACCUGCCUCGCCAGCGCCAAGGGCACGCGCCGCGCCGCCCGCCUCGGUCCUGCGGCCCCGGCUGGAGCCGGCCUGUGCCCACCUCGCCCGAGCGCCGCCUGCAGGGCGCGGGGACCCCGGGGGCCGCGUGCCGCCCAGGCUGCAGCCGGCAGCUCCGCGUGCGUUUCGCUGACGCGCUGGGGCUGGAGCUGGCGCAGGUGAAGGUGUUCAGCGCGGGCGACGACCCUGCGGUGCCGCUGCACGUGCUGUCGCGGCUCUCCAUCAAUGCGGACCUGUGCUGCAGCAGCCAGGACCUGGAGUUCACGCUGCAGUGCUUGGUGCCCGACUUCACGCAGCCUGUCGACGCGGCUGACUUCGGCGAGAGGCUGCAGCGACAGUUCGUGUGCCUGGAGCGCGUCACCUGCUCAGACCUGGGCGUCUGCGGCACCGUGCGCGUGCGCAACGUGGCCUUCGAGAAGCACGUGGCUGUGCGCUACACCUUUUCAGACUGGCACAGCACGCACGAGGUGGCUGCUCGCUGGCGAGGGCCCGCGAGCGAGGAGGGGACCCACGACAUCUUCGCCUUCAGUCUGCCGGUGCCAUCUUUCCUACUGGCGCUGGGCUCGCGCAUGCACUUCGCGCUGCGCUACCGCGUGGCGGGCACUGAACACUGGGACAACAACGAUGGUCACAACUACAGUCUCACAUGCCGCAGCCACGCGCUGCACAUGCCCCGCGGCGAGUGCGAAGAGAGCUGGAUCCACUUCAUCUGA